Mesorhabditis spiculigera is the source of this 2370-nucleotide messenger RNA. Lineage: Eukaryota; Metazoa; Nematoda; Chromadorea; Rhabditida; Rhabditidae. The record is from the annotation of a GenBank genome assembly.
AUGACGACCAGUGUAUUCUUCAAUUUCGAGCAGUUGCCCCAGCCGAGUUAUCAUUGUUGGAGCUUCGGGACGAGCAGCAGCCAGUACGAGUACCCGACGCCGCCGAGCUCCAAUGAGCAGCACGCUGAGAUGAACAGCAGUCGUCCAAACUCCAACCUCCGCAAGAACAGCAUGGACCUGCCCGACGAGGAGAAGGUGGACAUGAGCAGCUUCGCCCUGCUGCGGGUCCUGGGCAAGGGCGCCUACGGAAAAGUCUACUUGGUCCGCAAGGUCGGCGGCAAGGAUCACGGCACCAUCUACGCGAUGAAGGUGCUCCGGAAAACGCGGGUAAUCUCGAAGCCGAAAACCCUCGAGCACACGAUGGCCGAGCGGCAGGUGCUGGAGAAGCUCAGAGGGGUCCCGUUUCUCGUCAACCUCUUCUAUGCCUUCCAGACCGACACUAAAUUACAUAUCGUAAUGGAAUACGUCCGUGGUGGCGAGCUAUUCACCCACCUCUGCAGUCGAGGGCACUUUGACGUCCCGGCCGCGCGGGUCAUCGUCGCCGAGUUGAUCGUGGCCAUUGAUAAUUUGCAUAAAAAAAACAUUAUCUACCGGGACCUGAAGCUGGAGAACAUCUUGCUCGAUGAGGAGGGGCACGUGAAGCUGACAGACUUCGGCCUCAGCAAGCUGCUAAUCCCGGAAGAGGUGAUCAACCGACCGGAGGGCGGAUAUACGGAUGUGGUGGAUUGGUGGAGUCUGGGGGUCAUCACCUUCGAGCUCCUCACCGGCUGCUCCCCCUUUACCGUUGAUGGAGGCGGCAAUUCGAGCAAAGACAUUGCAAAACGAAUCCUGACGAAAAAGGUGCCGUUCCCGAAAAAUAUGGACAACGACGCGCGGAGCUUCAUCGGGGCCCUGCUGGAUAAGCAGCUCGAGAAGCGGCUUGGCUUUAAUGGCGUCCACGAGCUGAAGGAGCACCCCUUUCCUCAAGUCGAUCGACUGGGACCAGGCGGAGCGGCACGAGCUGAAGCCGGCCAUCGUGCCGAACAGUUCACCAACCAGCCGCCGCUCUACUCGCCCGCCGACGCGCCCAUCAACUCGAACCAGUUGUUUAGGGGCUACUCCUACAUCUCGCCGUCGGUGAUGUUCGCCAACAACAACGUCAUCGGGGAGGAGCUGAUGGAGGAGGACGUCCAGGACCUCCUCAAGAAUUCCCCCUUCUUCAACAAGUACAAGCUCGACACCACCGACCAGGGCUUCCUCGGCAAGGGCUCCUUUUCGGUGUGCCGGAGAUGCACACGGAACUCUGACGGUGCUGUGUUUGCCGUCAAGAUCAUCUCCCAGAAGUUUGCCUCCCAGGCACAGCGAGAAGCCGCGAUUCUGCAGAUGGUUAGAGGGCAUGUAAACAUUGUCCACAUGGAGGAGAUGCUCUCGGAUUCACUGCACUUCUACAUCAUCAUGGAGCUGCUGGCCGGCCAGGAGUUGUUGAUGAGAAUACGACGCCUUCAACAAUUCACCGAGUGCGAAGCGUCCGGCAUCAUGAAGCAGCUCGUCAUCGCCGUCUCGUUUUUGCACUCCAAGCGGAUCGUGCACAGGGAUUUGAAGCCGGAGAACAUCCUCUUCGAAAGCGACGACCCCGAGGCGAAGCUUCGACUUGUCGACUUCGGCUUUGCCCGCCUGCUGCCAAAUUCGAUCGAGCAGCAGCUGAAGACCCCGUGCUACUCGCUACAGUACGCGGCGCCGGAGGUGCUUGACAUUGGCGACUCGCUGCCCGAGUACAACGAGCAGUGCGACCUCUGGUCACUUGGCGUCAUUUUGUUCACAAUGCUGUCCGGGCAGGUGCCGUUCCGGGCCCGGUCCAAAACCGAGUCGGCCACCGACAUCAUGGAGCGCAUUCGAGCGGCGUCAUUUUCGUUCGAGUCGGAAUCGUGGAAAAGUGUUAGCUCGGAGGCGAAGGAGCUGAUCACUGGCCUCCUCACCGUUGAUCCGAAAAAGCGGCUGACGAUGGACAAACUGAUCCGACACCCUUGGCUCAACGCCAACUCUAUCAACACCCCGCUACAAACCCCAUCCAUUUUGCCCUCACAUGCAGACCAAUCCUUCAACGAGAUGCUCCAGGCCUUCCUGUCAGCAAACCGGGACGGAUUUCACCUACUCGACGUCGCCGCGGCCCCGCUUCUGAAGCGACGCCUGGGGCAGAAACGCCAGAGUGGCGACGGGCCGACAGCAGGCUCGGCUAAGAGGCAGCCGAUUUUUGAGCCGGUGCCCGAGGGUGAGGAGUCGAGCUCGGUCGGCCGGCCGACGACGCUCGGGCUGGCCAGCCCGGAUGCACUGCUUGCUUACAGAGAUCCCCUCCCCGGCACCCUUCGCGAGACCCGCGAUUCCAACGAGUCG